AUGGCCAGCCCACCGCCCGUCGCCGAGGACCAGACCCGCCUCCUAGAAGAGGCAUUGGGGGUGGUGAGGCAGCAGUCGACCAUGAUGCGCAAAUGCCUGGAAACUCCGGGCAAACUCAUGGAUGCGCUCAAGUGCGGAUCAACCCUCGUUUCCGAAUUGCGAACGCCGAGCCUCGGCCCUAAGCAGUAUUAUGAAUUGUACAUGGCCGUUUUCGAUGCUCUCCGACACCUAUCCGUUUACCUUAAAGAGAACCACCCAGUCAACCACCUGGCAGACCUUUACGAGCUGGUUCAGUAUGCCGGCAACAUUGUUCCUCGGUUGUACCUGAUGAUCACCGUUGGCACUGUUUACAUGUCCGUCGAAGAUGCGCCGGUCAAGGAGAUCAUGAAGGACAUGAUGGAAAUGAGCCGGGGGGUUCAGCAUCCGAUUCGCGGGCUAUUCUUGCGAUACUACCUCUCCGGCCAAGCACGCGAUUACCUACCAUCGGGAACCAGCGAUGGCCCCGAAGGAAACCUGCAGGACUCCAUCAGCUUUGUUUUAACAAAUUUUGUGGAAAUGAACAAGCUCUGGGUUCGACUUCAGCACCAAGGUCCCUCGCGGGAACGGGAAAGACGGAUGCAAGAACGGCGCGAGCUUGAGCUACUCGUGGGUAGCAACGUUGUUCGGCUCAGCCAACUGGUGGAUCUGGAGGCAUACAAAUCUGGCAUUCUCCAAGCGCUUUUGGAGCAGAUUGUGCAAUGUCGGGAUGUGCUGGCGCAAGAAUACUUGCUGGAGGUCAUCACCAAAGUCUUCCCGGAUGAGUUCCAUCUGCAUACGCUCGACAUGCUCUUGUCAGCUAUCUCUCGACUCAAUCCGGCAGUGGACCUAAAGAAGAUUGUCAUUGGAUUGAUGGAUCGCCUGUCAACGUAUGCAACGAAGGAGAACGACUCAACAGCGGAGCCAGAGGCACGGGUCAAGAACGAGGAAGAAGCCGUGACUAAACUACUACAGAAAUUAGAGCUUGACAAGGAGAAGAAAAAGAAUCAGGAGGCGGAUGAAGCUGCAAAGGCAACUCAAGAAAAUGGAACCGAAGACUCCAGCAAGACAGAACCCGAGGAGUCGGCUGAACCAGAGCAGGAACCAGAGCAGGAUGCAAAUGAGAAUGAGAAGAGCAAUAUCCCGGCACAGGUCAAACUGUACGACAUUUUCUACGAGCAGGUGGUGAAUCUGAUCAAGACACGUGCAUUGUCGAUCCAGGAUACUAUGGCCCUCCUGGUGUCUCUUGUCAAUCUGGCCUUGAAUAUCUACCCUGAUCGCCUGGAAUAUGUCGACCAAGUCCUUGACUUUGCGACUGAAAAGACUGUGGAAUUUACUGAUCACGCUGAUCUUCACUCUGCACCCACACAACAGCACAUCCUACAUCUUCUCAGCGCGCCGCUCCGCUCAUAUGUCUCUAUUUUCACAGCUCUUGCUUUGCCACAUUACCUACCACUCUUGACAUCUCAGUCCUACCUUACCCGGAGAUCAGUUGCAGGUGAAAUCAUCCGCAGUCUGCUCAAAAACAAGAUUUACAUCUCCUCUUCGGAGAACCUUGAGCGUGUUUUACAGGCUGCAAGGGUUCUGAUUAAGGAGGGUCUCCAGCAAUCGACUGGCUACCCAGGCGCUCAGUCCCAGCGACGUGGAGGAGAAACGGACGAGACCAUCGAAGAACAAGGAUGGCUGGCAAGAUUGGUGCACUUGAUCCAGGCACCGGAUAAUGAUCUUCAAUUAAAGGUAAAUUUGCUUCGCAAAUGUAUUUCUCACUCAUUCCAAGCUAACGGCAACACCCAGCUUCUUCAAGCAACACGCAAAGCUUAUGCUGAUGGCAAUGAGCGGAUUCGCUACACCACUCCGGCUAUUGUGACGGCAUCAAUCCGUCUUGCCCGGAAACUGAAGUCAAGGGAGCACUACGAAGACAACUGGCAGUCUCAGUCUUCAGCCCUCUACCGCUUCAUGCACCAGUGCAUCAAUAACCUCUACCAGCGAGUGAACCCCGGCUGUGCAGAUCUUGCUCUGCGACUAUUCGUAAUGUGCGGUGAAGUUGCGGACCAAACCGGCUUCGAAGAGGUGAGCUACGAGUUCUUCGCGCAAGCUUUCACCAUCUACGAGGACGCCAUUAGCGACUCCCGAGCACAAUUCCAAGCAGUCUGUGUAAUUGCAGGUGCUUUACAUGGCACACGUGGCUUUUCAAAAGAGAACUACGACACCUUGAUCACCAAGGCCGCUCUACACGGCAGCAAGCUCCUCAAGAAACCAGACCAGUGCCGUGCCGUAUACCUCGCCAGUCACCUCUGGUGGGUUGUGGAAAAUCCCCAGCGAGGUGAAGAGGAUCCCUCAGAGCUCUACCGCGAUGGUAAACGUGUUCUGGAAUGCCUACAGCGUGCCCUCCGUGUCGCCGAUGCUUGCAUGGACACAGCGGUCUCCGUCGAGCUUUUCGUCGAGAUUCUGAACCGCUACGUCUACUACUUCGACCAGCAAAACGAAACAGUCACCACCAAAUACCUCAACGGCCUAAUCGAGCUGAUCCACUCCAACCUUCAGAGCAACGAAGAGGAUUCCAAUCCCAAUCUCGAUGGCCCGAAGCGCCAUUUCGAGCGCACCCUAGAAUACAUCCGAUCGCGGGAGUACGAGGGUGUCGUUACCGAACGGCAAUGA
This is a messenger RNA of Penicillium chermesinum, 2673 nucleotides long. Its product is annotated as vacuolar protein sorting-associated protein 35. The coding region runs from base 1 to 2673 and encodes 890 amino acids. The record is from RefSeq and is a predicted model, not a curated record. Gene Ontology annotation, cellular component: retromer, cargo-selective complex; retromer complex; late endosome. Gene Ontology annotation, biological process: retrograde transport, endosome to Golgi; intracellular protein transport. The transcript is spliced from 3 exons. Lineage: Eukaryota; Fungi; Ascomycota; Eurotiomycetes; Eurotiales; Aspergillaceae.